UCUGUCUCUCUCAUUCCUCAGUCUCUGUCUGCUCCAGACAGGUUAUGGGAGCUAGCUUGUUUUUAUUUAAUUUUUAACCCAGGGUUUUUUGGGUAGGAUCGGCCUUUAGAUCCCACUUUUAGAAUUUCAUUUAGUUUAAGCUCAGACAGAUUGCUAUUCGGAAUUACUUUUGUGAUUUCUGCACAUAGACAAGGCUGAUCUCUGUAGUGGAGGUGGCAUCUGCUCGUGUGGCACUCUCUGGGAUUAGUCUGGAAGACUCUUCGGUUCAGUAUCCCCCCUUUUCCAUCCAUUUCUUUUCUGUGUGUGUGUGAGUGAGAUAGAGAGAGAGAGAGAGAGAGCAAGAGUGAGAGAGCAGUGCUGAGGGUAUGAGUGUGUGUGUGUGUGUGUGCGUGCUUGUGUGUGUGUGUGUGAGUGUGUGCGCGUGUGAAAGGGCUAUGCAGUCGGCGCUCCACACACACGGAGCAUGCUUGUGAGUGGAGGCUCUGGCCAACAUGAGCCUCCCGAGCCCAGAGCGCGUCCACAGCAUCAGCCCAAACCCGCGUGCACCCUCCUCCCUUUCUCGCUCCCUCCCUCUCUCCCUCCCUCGCUCCCUCUCUUCGUCCACGAGCCUCAUCCGCACCGCCUCUCCCGCGCCAGCCAGGGGGACAGCUCCCGCAGUUCCCACGGUGACGGUUGCCGAGCACCGGCCUGCCCCAUGGAGGAAGCCCAAGGCAACACGCUGGUCGUCCGCAUCGGCAUCCCCGACCUGCAGCAGACGAAAUGCAUGAAGUUUAACGUGGAGUCACCCAUCUGGCUGUCUAAACAGCGCAUUCUCUGCUCCUUGAACCAGAGCCUGAAAGACGUGCUGAACUACGGCCUAUUUCAGCCCGCGUACAACGGCAAAGCGGGCAAGUUCCUGGAUGAACAGCGCACUCUGAAAGAUUAUCCGCUUCCCACUGUCACUCCCAUACCAUACCUUGAGUUUCGCUAUAAGAGGCGUGUGUACACACAGACCCACCUGGAUGACAAGCAGCUGGCCAAAUUGCAUACCAAGGCUAACUUAAAGAAGUUUAUGGAGUAUGUUCAGCAAAGGAAUACAGAGAAGGUUUCAAAGUUUCUGGAGAAGGGCCUGGACCCAAAUUUCCAUGACCCAGAGACUGGAGAAUGUCCAUUAACGAUGGCGGCUCAGUUAGAAGGCUGUGCAGAGCUCAUUAAGGUGUUGAAAGGUGGAGGAGCUCACCUGGACUUCAGAACCAGAGAUGGCAUCACUGCUCUCCACAAAGCUGUGCGCACAAAAAACCAUACAGCUCUGAUAACACUACUAGACCUUGGUGCAAGUCCCGACUAUAAAGACAGCCGAGGUUUGACUCCAUUGUACCAUAGCUCGAUGGUGGGAGGCGACCCGUACUGCUGUGAGCUGCUCCUGCAUGACCAUGCUCAGGUUGGCUGUGUGGAUGAAAACGGCUGGCAGGAGAUCCACCAGGCCUGCCGUCAUGGACAUGUGCAACAUCUGGAGCACCUUCUCUUCUACGGAGCUGACAUGAGUGCGCAAAAUGCUUCUGGAAACACUGCCCUACACAUCUGUGCCCUCUAUAACCAGGAUAGCUGUGCACGCGUGUUGCUGUUCAGAGGAGCGAAUAAAGAGAUAAAGAACUACAACAGCCAAACUGCCUUCCAGGUGGCUAUUAUAGCUGGAAAUUUUGACCUGGCAGAAAUAAUAAAAGUUCACAAAGCAUCAGACGUUGUGCCUUUCAGGGAAACGCCUUCCUACACCAACCGCCGGCGCGUAACAGUAGGAGGUGGCACUCUGACCUCAUCACGCUCCCUGCUUCGUUCUGCCUCUGACAACAACCUGAACGGGGCCGAGACGAGUACUGCCCACUCUCCUGUGCCCUCCCUGCGCAGCCUGCCCCCUCUGGCACCCCCUGGAGGGGAGACAGCGGCCGAUGGUAGCCUCCAAAGCACCGGCAGCUCCCGCUCCUCCCACUCGCGCUCGCCUUCUCUGCACCGCGUCAGCGAGGAACCCGAACCACACGUCUUGCGCAGACACCCCACAUACACACACGGGCGUGGCCGCCUCAGCCCUGGGACGGUGCAGCGGGAUGUCAGCCCUCCACCCGCCGGGCCCUCGCACACACUCGCCGGCGCCCGGGGGCCCAAACGGAAACUCUACAGCGCCGUACCCGGGCGCACCUUCAUCGUGGUCAAGCCCUACACACCCCAGGGCGAGGGAGAGAUCCAGCUAAACCGUGGAGAAAGGGUCAAAGUGCACAGUAUAGGAGAAGGGGGCUUUUGGGAGGGCACAGUUAAAGGGAGGACCGGAUGGUUUCCAGCAGAGUGUGUGGAGGAGGUACAGAUGAGACAGUAUGACCCUCAACUAGAAACAAGAGAAGAUCGAACAAAGAGGCUGUUCAGACACUACACUGUGGGCUCUUAUGACAACUUUACCUCCUACAGUGAUUACAUAAUUGAGGAGAAAGAUGCCAUGCUGCAGAAGAAAGAGAACGAAGGUUUUGGCUUUGUCCUACGGGGAGCAAAAGCGGAGACACCUAUUGAAGAGUUUACCCCCACACCUGCUUUCCCUGCACUGCAAUACCUGGAGUCUGUUGAUGUGGAGGGCGUGGCCUGGAGGGCAGGGCUAAGGACAGGUGACUUCCUCAUUGAGGUGAACGGUGUGAACGUAGUGAAGGUGGGCCAUAAGCAGGUGGUGUCCCUUAUCAGACAAGGUGGGAGCAAUCUGCUGAUGAAAGUGGUGUCAGUGACACGCAAACCAGAAACUGAGGACGUGGUCAGAAAAAAAGCACCACCACCACCCAAGAGAGCACCCAGCACCACACUCACACCAAGGUCCAAGAGCAUGACUGCUGAGCUUGAGGAGCUGGCAUCUGCAAGGAGGAGGCGAGGAGAAAGGCUAGAUGAAAUCUUGGCCUCUCGGGAAUCAGCAAUGAGGCCGAAAGUGGAGACAGACUACAGAGCAGCCACAGUGAAGCAACGACCAACCAGCCGUCGAAUUACACCAGCAGAAAUCAGUUCUCUUUUCGAGCGGCAAGGUCUUGCUCUCCAUGGUCCUCUUCACCCAGCGCUGGAAAAGGCUCACAUUCAGUUGCCCAAAGGCAUGUCCAGAACCAAGUCCUUCGGAGCUACUGAGGAGGACCGGCUAUCUGCCCUGGCGGCGGAGCACAGGUUUCCACGGAGCUCCUCAAUGACAGAUACCCUGAGAGACAGUCACAGCAUCCCUCCUCCACCUCAGACAGCACCACCUCCUCCACCCUCUGUUUACUAUCUGGACAUGGGCCCACCUCCACCUUUCUGCCCACCCCCUCCUCCGAGUCGUGUUCAUGACCCCAGCCGCUCCAGCUUUAAGCCUGGCUCAGAGCCCCGAUUGCAUGGCCUACCACAAACCAUGUCCGCUGAGCUGUAUGAACCCCCACGCCACAGUGCCCACAUAGACCGACAGAAGAAAGCCCGUUCCAUGAUUCUUCUGCAAGACUCUCAUCAUUCUGUGGAGCCCACCGACAUCCCAAGGCCUGGCCCUGCCUCCACCCCACCAGAAAGAAUCAAGCGCAAAGGACGUGUUAUCGACAAUCCUUAUGCUAAUGUCGGCCAGUUUAGCAUAGGCUUGUACACCCCACCACCCAGCAAGCCCCAGCGCCGGAAGAGCCCACUAGUGAAGCAAUUGCAAGUGGAAGAUGCCCAAGAACGAGCCUCACUAGCGCUGGCUUCAGUCCACUCCAGGGAACAUUCACCCACAGGCCGACUGGCAGCUCACCACACUAGCAGGGCAGAGUACUACCAGCAGCAGCUGCUACAGGAGCGUAGUCGAGUUAAAGCCGAGGGUCUAUUGCAGGGCAAAGGGCAUUUUGCUGCUGCACUUGCCGGUGCUGUCAAGGACAGGGAGCAGCGUCUUGAGGAGCGGCGAAAAUCCACAGUCUUCCUGUCUGUGGGCACAAUGGAAGGCAGCUCAGCCCCACCAUUGGAUUCCCCCUUACUCACACAGUCUCAUUCUGUUGAUGAACGCCUGCUCACCAGUGAACUUGGUCAACUCCCCCCACCUGCCCUGGCACUGCAACCCUCUACGAGUGGCACAACAUUCAUCCACCCACUAACAGGGAAACCCCUUGACCCCAACUCCCCUUUGGCACUUGCGCUGGCCGCAAGGGAACGGGCUUUAACUUCCCAGAGCCAAUCCCCUGCUAGCAGCCCGGAGCCUAGGACUAAGCAUGAGGCUGCUGGUGGGGUGCUGUUCAUGGACACUCAGACCAAAGAGGCUGAGGGUGAGAGGGAUGUUGGGUCACAUUCCUUUUCACAGGGUGAAAAAAGGAGCUACACAUCCACCCCAACUACCAAGAUCUCAUGGGGGACACCAACAACCACAAGAAAAGAAACAGAAAAGGGAACAGAGAAGAAAGAGGAUAGGAAGGUAGAAGACAAGAAAAGCAUGAUCAUAAGCAUUAUGGACACAUCACAGCAUAAGACUGCUGGCCUUAUUAUGGUUCAUGCAACCAGUAAUGGGCAGGCAGUAGGACUAGUCGUCCCUCAACCCAAGGGCAUUAUUUCAGAGAGCCCAAAGCCCACAUUAGCUGAAAUCAAGCGGACCAAGUCUCCCAGCCCCGAAGCACCCUCAACACCAACUGCAACCCCCGCCACACCUUCAACCCCCCAAGCACCCACUAGUCCUUCCUCAGAUAAGACACACCAGGCAUCUUCUAGCCCAUCAUCAGAUAAAACCCUAGUCCAGGGAAGCUCAGAGGAAGAUGUGGAGCCCUACUCUGUUACCUUACCACCUGCCAUGCUGUCCUCUAGUGAUGAGGAGACACGGGAAGAACUGCGCAAAAUUGGUGUAGUUCCCCCUCCAGAUGAAUUUGCGAAUGGUCUCUUAGUGAAGGCAGCUGCAGCUUCUGCUACUCCUUCAACAGUCAAGCAAGUGACUCCCUCAGAACCAUCCCCUGUCCCAGGUCCUGCUCCUCCAACCGCAGCCGCUACAGAAUCACAGGCCCCUGCCACCAGUGGCCCACCAGCAGCCUCAGGGAAGCCAUCUGAGCCCCACCUGGGCCCAGAGUCUGCUGCUGACUCUGGAGUAGAGGAGGUGGACACUCGCAGCUCCAGCGAUCACCAUUUGGAGACCACGAGUACCAUCUCCACUGUCUCCAGCAUGUCCACCCUAUCCUCAGAGAGUGGCGAGCCCACUGACACCUACACGUCCCAUGCCGACGGCCAGACCUUCAUCCUUGAUAAGCCGCCAGUGCCUCCAAAGCCAAAGCUCAAGUCUCAGCUCAGCAAGGGCCCAGUAACGUUCAGGGACCCCCUGCUUAAACAGUCCUCGGAUAGUGAGCUGCUGUCACAGCAGCAUGCAGCAGCACUGGCUGCUGCCACGGGGACCUCGGGCCCAACAAGACCCCGCUACCUCUUCCAUAGACGCUCCAAGCUGUGGGGGGACCCCAUAGAACCCCGUCCGCUUGCAGGCGCAGAGGAAGGCAAAUCCACUGUGAUAAGUGAGCUUAGCUCCAGACUGCAGCAGCUCAACAAGGAUACAUGUUCACUCGGUGAAGAGCCUCUUAUAGGCUCACUUGACCCUGGACGCAAGUCACCUGUGGCCGGUGCCAGACUCUUCAGCAGUCUAGGAGAGCUCCACACCAUCUCUCAGCGAAGUUAUGGCACCACGUACACUAUCCGACCAGGCAGCCGUUACCCAAUGACCCGUCGAACACCCAGCCCUGGCUCUGCUUCCCCAGAUCGUUCAGAUCCACUCGGACCCAUCCGAGGUUUCGGCCUGGCUACCUCGCCCACCGCGGCCCCCACUAUCCUAAAAUCCUCCAGUCUCAGCCUGCCUCAUGAGCCAAAGGAGGUGCGCUUUGUCAUGAGGAGCUCUAGCGCCAGGAGCCGCUCUCCCUCACCUGGACACUCCCCCGGCGUGCCCUCGCCACUCCUUACACUGCGCCCCUUCCACCAGAAACCCCUGCACCUGUGGAACAAGUACGAUGUGGGUGACUGGCUUGCUAGUAUUAAUCUGGUUGAGCACCGUGAGCGCUUCCAGGAGCAUGAGAUUGAGGGCUCACACCUCCCAGCCCUCACUAAAGAAGACUUCGCUGAGCUGGGUGUGACACGGGUAGGCCAUCGAAUGAACAUUGAGCGUGCCCUAAAGCAGCUGCUGGAAAGGUGACCCCUCACCCCACUCUGUCUGUAGCUAGUCUCAUCACUUCUUUCUUUAUUAAUUUCUUUUGUUGUUGUUCCUCAUUUUGGGUUUUUCUUGUUUAUUUAACCAGAUUUUCAGUUUGGCUCUUAAUUCAUGACUCGUCAAUAUUGUUUCUGUAGAAGUAAGCCCAACUUAUCUAGUAGCGUUUUGGCCCAAAUAUUUCCUCCAUCACACCAUCAACUGCCAAUAACCCAGCUUGUAACGGGGCUGUGAAUGCGUAAAGAUAUAAAAGCACCAUUUCAUUCACCUUUCCAAAUUUCUUUCUUACCCUCCUCUAGCCUUGGCCUACUGGGAGAACCCUAGCUACCAUAUUUUAUUCUUUUUUAUUUUUUUAUUUUUUUUUACAAAAGAAAGGAGGGAUGAUGUUGGAUGAGGGAAGCUGAGUUGCCUUUCUGAAUAUGUUUGUAGUGGAUGAGCAGAGUGGGUGUGGCUUGGUCGUCUCUACCUUCCGCCUGCCCCCUUCUGGCUGAGGGACAUAUUACACCUGGAGAAUGUUAAACCAACACUAGUGGCUUUUUUUCAUUAUCAGACUUUUCCUUUGGGGGGACCAAAGGGAACGUGACAUAGAAUAGGAUAUCAAUGUAUUUACAUAGCUUUGAAAAAGGAGAGAGAGAAAAAAAAACCCAGACAAAAUGAACUGUGCACAACUGCACUAGUCUCUCCCUUAGAUGAUGUGAAUUACAUAAAUAAUUUAUUCAUUUUUACCAAUUAUAUACAUAUAUAUAUAUUUGAAGAGUAUAUAGAUAUAUGAAUAUAACAUUUUGUCAUAAAUAUAAAACUUAUAUAUGGUAUUCUAUUUAAAGACAUUGUCGAUUUUUUUUUCCUAAUGUUCAUCCUUUUAUGGACUGUAGCAUGAAAGUCACAAAACAGUGUGACAGCUAUCAGAUUUGGUAACGGUAAAUUGUACCAUGCCCUUUUUUUCUUACUCUAUGGGUUCAUCUUGGUUUAACAAAACUCGGUCUUCCGUCUACAAUUAGGGCAGCCCACAGUGGACAGUGUGUGACUGACCCCCCAUCUUACACACACACACACACACUGCAAAGUACUUGACAUCUCUGUCAUGCUAUUAACAGCUCUUCAUGCACUUACAUACAAUAAAACUCCUCCAUAUCAAAUUUUAUUCAAACUCAAAAUCCAUCUUUAAUUUGGUGAAUUAGAAAUGAGCUGUGCAAUAAAAAAAAAGGUGCACGUGUGUGUCUGUGUGUAUUUGCGUGUGUUAUGAUGGGGCCGCUGUGGGACAAGAUAUGUGUUUCUCAUACACGGUAGCUCUGCUACAUGCUACUGGGAGAUGUUAAAAAAAAUAGAAGACAGACUCUAUAAUUGUAAGAGAUUUUCUGUGCCACUACACAGGGGCUUGUGUGGCUCAGGGGCUCUACAACUCUAAGCACUGACGCAUUUGGUCAUUUCAUUUGAGUUUAUUAUUUAUUUGUUUUAUUGGUUUUUCUGUUAAGCCCCAUAGUAUAUGUGGAUUUUGUAGCUUGUGAGAUAUAAUGCUUAGAAUAAUUUUUAUCAAUUAACUUAGAAUGAAUUUUAGAAUGACUUAAAGGGUUAAGCUAAAAAAAAAAAAAAUGUCCUUUCCAAACUUAUAACUGUAUAUAUGGACAAAUUAUGAAUUAUUUGUUUUUUUAUAUUAAUCACAAGCAAUGUACAUAUAGUUUUCAUAUAAUUUUAUAAAAAUUGAAAAAAAUAUAUAGAUCUAUAUAUGAAUGUUUGGCAUAUAUGCAUAGUUAACCACCUGUGGAAAAAGGUGAAAAAGAUUUUAUUCUUUGUAUGGACUGAGUUUGGGAUGAUUUGCACAAAACAAGGUGCUAGCAUUCAAGCCAUCCAUUCUCAUGUCUCUGUGUCUGCACUUUCCUCCAUCCCUCCAUCAUCCCGCAAAGAAAACGCAUCUGAUAUCAGUUUAACACAGACUAUAAGGCGAAAUGAAGGGAUAGAAAUUAAAACUGGCAAACGUGCAUACAGUGGACAGCUGUCUUUCUCUGUGUGUGUGUGUGUGUGUGUGUGUGUGUGUGUGUGUGUGUGUGUGUGUGCGUGUGCGCGUGUUUGUGCGCCCAACACAUACACACUAACACUUUGUCUGCUAUUAAGAACCAACACUGAACAAAACAGAAGUGGUGAAAACAUCCAUACUCACUAUCUAGAUUCAGCCAAGGAAACUGUUCUGUUGUAGAACCAGUUCAUCUUUCUGAGGAAGCUUUAUGGAGCUAUGACCCAAGAAAGAACACUGUGUUGUAAGACCUCUCUUUUGGCGGCUGUAUCAUUUCAGAGUCACCCCCUUUCAUCACAUUGGCUGAGUCCUGAUCUAAACCUGAGUGUUUUCCACUGUGCCCUUUUAGCAAACUGAUCUGAUUGGCAACUGGUUUUGUGGCAUUCAUUAUUCCAGCAUCACUUCCAGGAGGUGCUCAGUUAACGUUGAAGGAUCAUAACUAGAGGCUUGAGGGUUGAAUGUUCAGGACACUUUGGUUUUUGCACGGUUUUUGAUUUCAGCGUGCAGGAUUUUAACUGGAGCAAAUGAAACCAUGCCUUCAAAUUAUUAUUUUUUUUCUUUACAAGUGUUUAAUUUGUAGUUGUGGCGCGAAAAGAUCUCAUGUCUGUCAAAUUAUUAGUGUCUCUGCAUGUAGGCAGUGAAGAAAAGCACCUGAAUAUCUAGUGUUACUCAAAGGAUGGCUUGUGAGAAAAGGGACGAUCAAACUUCAUACAUUUUAAUAAUAGGAAAGUAUCAAGAAGAUUGUUUAACAUUCAAGGAAUUUGAUCUCUUGAUGUAAAACCUCCCAUUGUAAUGGAUUUGAUUGAGCAGAAAUGUGAUUAAUGCAAUGCUACUUUAUUGCAUAAAUUAAUUAAGCGCUAGAAUGGCAUGACGGAAAAUUUGGUUUAGUAUCAGGACCCUAAGAAAACUGUGACUUACAUUCAUGUUCUCGACUGCAGAUCAUUAUUGAGCCUCUAUGAGACUUAAAAAUAUGCAUUAACACUGAAUACGAUUCUCUUAUAUCGAACUGAAUCCCAGCAUUUAGUCAUUUUAUGAAUUUUCGAUCAGCGAUUUUAAUCUGGUCGUGCAAUUACGAGCAAGAUGUACAAUGUUUGGCAUUUGAUUGUCUCAUACAGGGCUCUUUCUCAGAGUAAGAGAUGAUUAGUGUCUGUAAUUGAUGUAGUUCAGCUCAUCUCUUGACGCUCUGAGGCUUCGUGCCACACUCACCAGUAAUCUCCUUCUAUUGGUCCGCCAUAUUCAUAUCCUAUCACACGACAUCCCCGUGGCCAAUUCUGGAAUAUUUACUUUUGUGUUUGUGUCUAUAUGGAGUGCUUAGUAAUUAAAACGUGAAAGACAAAAAGAAAAAAAUAACAAUGUGCCAAAAAGUGAUUAGUUUAUAGCUAUUCAUUGACGCUAGUUCUUUUUGCGAUUUAAAGCUGUUAGAACAGCACUAUGGUGCCACCUCCUGGAAAUCUUGAGAACUCCAGACAUUUCCUAUCAUGAUUAAUGUAUUUUUUUUCCCCAGAUACCAGUUUAUGUUUUGUAGAGUGUUACUUGAACUUGUAAUUGAUCUAGCUUAUGGCUUUUCAUGUGGUUUGAAUAUCAGUUUUGUUUUUUUUGGCUGAACUCCAGUAAGCCUUCGACUGAAUGACUGCGUAAGAUAGCGACGUUUAACAUCCUUCUCCCUUCCUCUUCAGUGAUGCGCCUCAGAUACAAGACAAAUUUGAUCCUCUUUAAAAAGAAAAAAAAAAGAAAAAAAGAGAGAGAAUGGAAAUGAUUUCUUUGUAACUUUACUAUAUUUAACAAGAUCGGUUCAGUGAAAUGUUAAAUAAAUCAACAUCAUUAACAUUACCAUGCUCUGUAGAGUUGUCACUCGUUUCCUGACCAACAAAAGCACAAUAAAAAUGGCAAGAAAUG
This is a messenger RNA of Silurus meridionalis, 10055 nucleotides long. It is a transcript of the gene shank3a, whose product is annotated as SH3 and multiple ankyrin repeat domains 3a. Gene Ontology annotation, cellular component: postsynaptic membrane; postsynaptic density; dendritic spine. The record is from RefSeq and is a predicted model, not a curated record. Gene Ontology annotation, molecular function: synaptic receptor adaptor activity; ionotropic glutamate receptor binding. NCBI's taxonomy places the organism in Eukaryota, Metazoa, Chordata, Actinopteri, Siluriformes, Siluridae. The transcript has 24 exons. Bases 464 to 6139 code for a protein of 1891 amino acids.